Messenger RNA from Miscanthus lutarioriparius, 528 nucleotides. The record is from the annotation of a GenBank genome assembly. Lineage: Eukaryota; Viridiplantae; Streptophyta; Magnoliopsida; Poales; Poaceae.
AUGCCCGCCGCGCCGUCGAGCUCAGAGUCUGUUAGAUGGCCUACCGUUGGGAAAUACAAAGUAGAUGUAGCAUCUUUGGAAUCAUUAGCAUUACCUGAGCUGCAGGUUAAGGAAGAAACAGAUCUCUUCAUCAUUGACGAAGUGGGUAAAAUGGAGCUGUUCAGUUCAGCAUUUUUCCCUGCUGUAAUGAGAGUUAUUGAAUCCAAUAUACCAGUGCUGGCCACCAUACCCAUUCCUAGGCAUGGCCGGGACAUUCCAGGAGCAUUGGAUUGGACCACUGCUGCUAAGCCACCUCGUAGUGGGAUGGAGCUGGAAGAAAGGAAGAACUUCAGAAAUAUUAGAUGUCCUGUCCAUGUCCUGGAGAGUUCCAACAUCAGGCGUGCCAUUGCUCCAUGCUUAUUGCUUACCGUCAGUGAGCCCCUGCUGUUCAUCUAUGAACCAUUUCAAUACAUGCAUGGUCAGGACUCAGGAUGGAACACCAGGGGCAUUGGGCAAGGAAAGCUUCAAAGCAUGCAUGGGUCCGUGUAG